This is a messenger RNA of Topomyia yanbarensis, 953 nucleotides long. RefSeq lists its product as uncharacterized. The coding region runs from base 70 to 819 and encodes 249 amino acids. The transcript has 2 exons. Gene Ontology annotation, biological process: signal transduction. Gene Ontology annotation, molecular function: protein binding. The record is from RefSeq and is a predicted model, not a curated record. NCBI's taxonomy places the organism in Eukaryota, Metazoa, Arthropoda, Insecta, Diptera, Culicidae.
GUGUGGUACGCUGGAAAUCCAACAGGAUUUUGGCUCGAAGGAAACGGAAACCGUUUUUAAAUCCUGAAAAUGGCAUCUGAAAUUUUAAAAGAUCGUUCCAAGUACGAGCAGUUGUGUACGGAUUAUCUUCACAUGAAAGCCAUAGCUUGCAGUUGCUGUGACAAUCCGGUAAAGCUUCAGCAGUGCAAGGAUGCACUUAAAGCAGACAUUUGUUCCAACAGAAAGUUAAGCCGAAUAAACCGAUUGGAGGAACUAUUGCUACUGAUGGAAUCCCGAAACUUGAUCAGCGUGAUAAAAGUUGAACUUUUGGGUAAGCUUGAACCAUCGAUUGACGAUUUAAAAUUUGCGAAGCUUUUACAAAAUUACAAGCUUGUAUUGAAGCAACAUUUCGUCUCGAUCAGACGGUUUUAUCUAGAAGAUAUACGGCGCCGUGACAGAAGAACACUGCUCGAGAAGGAAAUCGAGCACAUCAAACUGGGAUGUCCAGAACAGACACCCCGAAGCGAGUUGACGGGCCAAAAUACAAAUCAAACAACGACAAACUAUUCCAAAUGUAGACAACAAAUCUAUAAUCUGCUUAUCAACGAAAUCGGACGUGAUUGGAACACGCUGGGGAGACACCUCCAGCUCACCUCUGCUGCAUUGUUCGAAAUCGAGGAGCGCCACGGCAAAGACGUAAAAGCUAGAAUACACGAUAUUUUAGAGGAAGCAGAGAGGGAUCAAGUGGACGAGCAGCAUUUUACUGAUCUGCUGGGAGCAGCUCUGAUUAGUACCAGAAGGAAAGAUUUGAAGCGAAAAAUCGAUAAGAUGUUAAGUUGAUGGUUUUCUUUUUCGUGCUUUUACGAAACUUCGCUUUUGUUUUGGAAAAUACAAAAUAUAAUGAAUAGUUUUACACGAUAUAAUUAUUCAAUGUUUGUGAUAAAAAUUAAAGUGUAUUGUAAUAGUAAAUUAGC